AUGAUAGUAUUCAUUUUAUUAACAAUAAUAUAUUCGAAAUAGGUCUCCUUCCUUAGACAUGGUAUCAGAUCACCAAAUGAUUAUAAUGAAUAAGAUAAAGAACUAUGGGGAGACUAUCCUUAAGGAUAUUUGACAUAAAAAGGAUUUGAUUAAGUGAAAUAGAUGGCAAAUAAUAAUUUUACAAUUCAUGAUGGUAGUGGUAUUUGUAAUUAUGAUUCAUUUCAUAUGAUAUCAUCAGCUAAACCAAGAGUUAUACAUUCUGUAAUUGCUUUUAUUUAAGGAUUAUGUCCUUAAAAUUAUAAUGAAAUUCUGGUACAAUAUUUUAGAGAAUAUUAUGAACAAUAUUCUACAGAUCCAUAGAAUUUCAAUAAAAUAAUAAAUUCUAAUUUCAGUGAGCCUUUUUCAUUAAAUUUUGAAACAUUCAAAAUGAAAAAUGAUUUUAUGUUUCAUGGACAUAAAAGUGAAUAAUGUCCAUUAAUGGAUGUUCUUGAUGAUGCUAUCUAUAGUAGUUCAGAAUAUAAUGAGAUAAAUAAAUAAGUUAGAUAACAUUCAUAAUUCAACAAUACUUUUAAGUUAUUUAAAAUGUGUAAUCCAAAUUCAAAUGUUACAUAAGAUAGUAUUACAAUUACAUAAUUAAAAAAAUUAUAUUCAAAUAUUUUGUGUAAUGAAGCAUAAGGUUUAUAUGAUUACAAAUUAAAUUAAGAAUAAGUUGAAUAUUUGAUGAAUAUUUUUAAAUUUUAAUAUUUUGGAAUAGAUUAUUCAUAACCACUUUAACAUUAAGCAACAUUAUCAUAUAUAUUAAAAUGGUUAUUUUAAGAAUUCUAUAGUGAAGUAGAAGAAAGUUUCUUUUAUGGACAUGAUGAUAAUCAAUAUGCUUUAUUAUCAGUUAUUACAAAAGAAUGGCCUUAUGUUAAAUUUGCUGGUAGGUUGUAAUUUAAGAUUAAUAAUGAUGAUUAAAUUAAUGUAUUUUUAGAUGAUAGAUUACUUAUUACUAAUUUCUGUAAUGAAGGAGUUAAUUGUAAAUUAAGUGAUAGUAUUAAAUAUCUAAAUAAAUAUAUUAAUCCAAAUAUUGAAAGAGAUUGCUAAUUGAUUAUUUGA
Paramecium primaurelia is the source of this 1098-nucleotide messenger RNA. The record is from the annotation of a GenBank genome assembly. NCBI's taxonomy places the organism in Eukaryota, Ciliophora, Oligohymenophorea, Peniculida, Parameciidae.